Penicillium paradoxum is the source of this 951-nucleotide messenger RNA. It is a transcript of the gene flbD, whose product is annotated as putative MYB family conidiophore development protein FlbD. Lineage: Eukaryota; Fungi; Ascomycota; Eurotiomycetes; Eurotiales; Aspergillaceae. The record is from RefSeq and is a predicted model, not a curated record. Gene Ontology annotation, biological process: positive regulation of transcription by RNA polymerase II; mitotic cell cycle. The transcript has a single exon. Bases 1 to 951 code for a protein of 316 amino acids. Gene Ontology annotation, molecular function: DNA-binding transcription factor activity, RNA polymerase II-specific; RNA polymerase II cis-regulatory region sequence-specific DNA binding. Gene Ontology annotation, cellular component: nucleus.
AUGCCUGCUUCUCACCGUCGUGGUCCUUGGGUCCCCGAGGAAGAUCAACUCCUCACCCAACUGGUCCGUGAACAAGGCCCAAACAACUGGGUCCGCAUCUCGCAGCACAUGCACUACCGUUCGCCCAAGCAAUGUCGCGAGCGUUUCCACCAAAAUCUCAAGCCCUCAUUGAACAGGGAACCCAUCUCCGCCGAUGAGGGUCUGAUGAUUGAGCGCAUGGUCAACGAAAUGGGAAAGCGCUGGGCUGAAAUCGCCCGCCGUCUGGGAAACCGCAGCGACAACGCGGUGAAGAACUGGUGGAAUGGCAGCAUGAACCGCAAAAAGCGCGGCCUGUCUACCCCCACCACUUCCCGCACGUACUCUGGCCGCAUCGAGGCUCCCUACACCCGCGCCUCAGCGAUGAGCCCAACCCGCUCCCGCUUCUCUGUGUCUUCUUCUCGUCCUUCCUGGUCCGAGUCCAUCGAAUCCGCUAUCUCUGAACAAUACUCCCACUCUCGCCGAGAGUCCCUGGCUUCUCCAGCCCGUCAACUCUCCCCCAUCUACACUCUUCCCUCCAUCAACCGACCGAUCGAAACUCCCCUCAUCUCGCCUGCUUUCUCAGAGGCCUCCAACGCCACUUCCUGCGAGCCACCCUCCAUGGUCUCGGAUCACAACUCUGUCUGCUCUUCUUCGCCCCGCACUCUUCCUUCCCCGCAACUCCUGCCGCUGCCAGUCGACCUACGUUCGCAGUAUGAGAUUCGGAGGCCCAGCGUGCAUGUCCUAGAGGACUCGCCUACCUAUCCAGCUCGCUCUCUAGAGUCGCUGUCAGAAAUCGCCUCAACGCAGCGAUGGAUGGGCCACCAGCCUACCCUGGCUUCAUGGCACCAGCCUAUGGACUUGCCUAAGCCUUGGAUCCCUAGACCGGAGCCUGCUCGUGACAUCCGCAUGGGAGUGAACAACUUGCUCAACUAA